Messenger RNA from Conger conger (European conger), 2376 nucleotides. RefSeq names its product IQ motif containing B1 (gene iqcb1). Gene Ontology annotation, cellular component: cilium. Gene Ontology annotation, molecular function: calmodulin binding. NCBI's taxonomy places the organism in Eukaryota, Metazoa, Chordata, Actinopteri, Anguilliformes, Congridae. Gene Ontology annotation, biological process: cilium assembly. The record is from RefSeq and is a predicted model, not a curated record. Bases 166 to 1941 code for a protein of 591 amino acids. The transcript has 14 exons.
AGUUCACGAGGCAAGUGAAAAUGAACAAUUGCAUGAAUGAUGAGUGACAGAUCGAAACAAAAUUACAGAGGAUCAGGUGGUGGAUGCAGCUAAGGCGGUCUUGUGAAGGGAGACUAUAUUCAAGGGAUUUUGGCGAAAGAUUUAAAGGACUAGGAUCACUUCACAAUGAGUGACUCCGACCUCCAGCCUCUUAUCACUACUAUUGCAAAUACGUCGGAACAGACAGUUCCACAGGUUCUUUUAAAAUUAAAAGAUAUUCUAGGAAGAAAAUCUGUAGAAGAUGACAGAGACUUGGAGAAGCUGAAACAAGAUCUGUAUACUCAUGGUAUACUCCAAUACUGCUCUGCAGCCCUGAACUAUGAUUAUGAGAAAAUCCAAGGAGGCUACUCAACUGUUACACAAAUGGCUGAAAUUCUGAGCACAUGCUGCGUGGGCUUCCAUCCUGUAAGAAACAAAGAGGCAUUUCAGAAUGAAGUCCUUCCUUCUGCUGCUGACAGCUUGAUCUCCCUGGCAAAGAUCUUAAUGGACAAAGCUGUGGAGGGCAAAGGAAAAACUGGUACCAUUCGCCACUUUCAGAAAGUAAUGGAUUCCAUUUCUUGGUUUUUGAAGGGACACAAUCGGUUAAUUCCGCAGGUUCUACAGUCUAAGCAGUAUGAAGAGAUACAGCUUUCAGAGAAUGAGGAAAUUGGUAUGAUAUCUCUGCAGCUGUUGCAAAGUCUCAUUCAGGCAAACAGUGCAUUCUUGAGUGACAUCAGACAUGGGGCCGUGAAAGGCAUUUUGGACGACAUCGUCUACAAGCUGGGUUGCAGCUCCAGCCCAGCCGCUGGCAGAGCAGCCACAAAGACCCUGCUCUCAAUCGCCCUCAGCCAAAGGUCCAUCGCAGAGGUCAUCCCAGAACAGUACCAAGGUUUGGAUUCCCUUUUGAAAAACGACUGGAUCGGGAAAGGCUUUGAUACGGAAGUGCUGCAGCUUAUCGACCUUCUUUACCCUGGGGUCAGUGCACGAGAGCCAGCUCAGGACUUCUCAGAAGAGAAAGUCAAGGCGGUGUGUGUGAUCCAAGCAGCUUGGAGAGCCUUCCAGACACGGAGAAGAAUGAAAAAGCUCCCAAAAGCUGUCAGUGUCCUCCAGAGAAGCUUCCGGGAGCGCAGGCGACUCCAGGAGACACAGUCCCAAAGGCGAAGGGCAGAGGAGGAGCUGAAGCACCAGGUGCUGCUUCGCCGACAGAGGGCGCGACGCGAGUUCAGACAGCGCCAGCUCCAGCUGCUGGAGGCCGUGCCUGCAGGUCAGGUGAACCGGUUCCUGGGUGACCUGGAGCUGAGGGCUGCAGUGAUGAUCCAGAAGGUCUGGAGGGGGCACAGAGAGAGGCGCAACUUCCAGCAGCAGGAACAGGCCCUCAGGCAGUUCAAGGCUGCAGUCACCAUCCAAAGAGCGGCCCUGCGCUUUCUGAAGCGUCAGAGAGCCAGAAGGCACAGGCUGUCUCCUUGGAAGGGCCCCAGAGGUCUGACGGAUGCCAGAAGAACAGAGCUUAAGAAACAAGUGGAUGACUACAUCGCCCUUCAUCCCCGUUCCUCGAUGUCGGCGGAGGGCUGCAGGGAGCUCCACCAGAGGGCCCAGGAGACGCUGCGGCAGCACCUGAUGAGGAGGGACACAGAGCGCAGGGCGGAGCAGCACCGACAGGCCCUCCUGGCGCAGAUCAACACCGACCUGGAGCUGCUGAUGAAUGCUCCCGCUCUGACCGAGGCGACAGAAAUGGAGUCGAGCGUGUUCCUGAGCCGGUCGGCUCCCGUAGCCAUGCGAGCCAGACAAUCCCACAGUGCCCUGCUUCAGGCUGCGCGCUGCCCCUGGUGGAAGAAACUGGGGGACGAGCUCUCGGACCCUGAAUCUGUGCACAAAGACAGCAUAGACACAGAGCUUCAGAGAUUAUUCCUGGGUGGAAAUUGAAUAAUCUCUGAAUCUGUGCACAAAAACAGCAUAGACACAGAGCUUCAGAGAUUAUUCCUGGGUGGAAAUUGAAUAAUCUCUGAAUCUGUGCACAAAGACAGCAUAGACACAGAGCUUCAGAGAUUAUUCGUGGGUGGAAGUUGAACAUCCUUAUCAGUUCAGCAUUUUACAAUCAUACCUACAGCAGUAAUACAGCAAGCACCAUUAGUAAGACCAUUAGUGGGUACCUUGAAUGGCAUUCCUACACAAUCAGGGACUGCAUUUAUUAUCUAUGCUGACUGUAUGAAGGAACCUGCUGUGAUUGUUGUAUCUUUAUACUUCUUUGUGUAUAUUUUUGGAGAUAAUGCAUUUCAUAUUUAUAUUUAAUAUUCCUUUUUCUAGAUAAAUUGCUUUGUUACAAUAUUUAUUAAAAUUAUUUUACUUUGUUGUUCAUCA